UUUGUGCGCUGUGCUGGCGGGGUGGGGGCGGGACCGCGAGGGGAGAGUGGCUGCGCCAGGUCCUCGACAAAUGAAUUAGUCAGACAGUAUUACCUAUGGGAGACUCGUUUUUCCUCUCUGUAAAUUACGGAUAUUAGGAAUACUUGCCGCUUCAGGUUGUUUUGAGCACUUGCAUUGUUUAGGUGCUGUAUUUACUGGGUGUGCGUUCCCUGGGAGAGUCCGGGGGAGACGGCGCCUGCACCGGCCCCAGGGCCUCGCUGCCCGUGGAGUGCAAGAGCAAAGGGGCUGGCCUAGCUGCCCACUAGGGCCCCUUUUGGCUCUGAUCGUCCCCGUAUCCCAACUUAUUAUUUAUACGUUGCGCGUUCGUUUAUGUAUUAGGUAUAAUCAUGGCGCAGUAUCCUGAAGCCGUCGGAGUCUGUGUGCCGGUGGAAGGUCUGGGACAAGUUUAAGAAGAGAGAACCUAAAUUGGUAAUAAAUCAAUAAGAAAUGUUUACAUUCACUCAAUGAAAAGUGUCAUGUCUGAGCUCAGCAUAUAUCGGAGCCACACAUGGACAUCUCUCCCUCCUCCACUAAGAGCAGAAAAUGAACAAAUUCCAGGAACAAGUGUCAUUCAAGGAUGUAUGUGUGGACUUCACUCAGGAAGAGUGGUAUCUGCUGGACCCUGCUCAGAAGAUGUUAUACAGAGAUGUGAUCCUGGAAAAUUAUAGCAAUCUUGUCUCAGUAGAAAGGAAAUGGAAAGUUGAUGAUGUGUUAAAGAGCAGCCAGGAAAAUGAAGAUGACCAUUUUUGGGAGCUUCUAUUCCACAACAACAAAACAGUAAGUGCAGAAAGUGGAGAUAAAGAAAGGAAAACUUUCUAUUUGGGCACAGACCCUGUUUCUUUAAGAAAUUAUCCCUAUAAAAUAUGUGACUCAUGUGAAAUGAGUUUGAAAAAUAUUUCAGGCUUAAUUAUUAAUAAAAAGAACUGUUCCAGAAAGAAGCCUGAUGAGUUUAAUGUAUGUGAGAAACUGCUCCUUGAUAUUAGGCAUGAGAAAAUUCCUUUUGGAGAUAAAUCUUAUAAAUAUGAUCAAAAAAGGAAUGCUAUUAAUUAUCACCAGGAUCUCAGUCAGCCAAUUUUUGACCAACCAUUCGAGUAUAAUAAAAAUGGACAAGGCUUCCAUGAUGAGGCAGCAUUUUUAACAAAUAAGAGAUCUCAGAUAGGAGAGACAGUCUGUAAAUAUAAUGAAUGUGGAAGAACAUUCAUUGAAAGUUUAAAGCUCAAUGUAUCUCAAAGAACUCAUUUGGAAAUGGAGCCAUAUGGAUGCAGUAUUUGUGGGAAGUCCUUCUGUGUGGAUUUAAGAUUUGGACAUCGGAGAGCUCUUACAAAGGACAAUCCUUAUGAAUAUAAUGAAUAUGGGGAAAUCUUCUGUGACAACUCAGCUUUCAUUAUCCAUCAGGGAGCAUACACAAGAAAGAUUCUCCGUGAAUAUAAAGUGAGUGACAAAACGUGGGAAAAGUCAACUCUCUUAAAACAUCAGAUAGUACACAUGGGGGGAAAGUCUUAUAAUUACAAUGAAAAUGGGAGUAAUUUCAACAAGAAGUCACAUCUUACCCAGCUUCGGAGAGCUCACACAGGAGAAAAAACCUUUGAAUGUGGCGAAUGUGGAAAAACCUUCUGGGAGAAGUCAAACCUAACUCAACAUCAGAGAACACAUACAGGAGAGAAGCCCUAUGAAUGUACUGAAUGUGGGAAAGCCUUUUGCCAGAAACCACACUUGACCAACCAUCAGCGAACACAUACGGGAGAAAAACCCUAUGAAUGUAAGCAGUGUGGAAAAACAUUCUGUGUGAAGUCAAACCUCACUGAACAUCAGAGAACACACACUGGGGAGAAGCCCUAUGAAUGUAAUGCAUGUGGGAAAUCCUUCUGCCACAGAUCAGCCCUCACUGUCCAUCAGAGAACACACACAGGAGAGAAACCCUUUAUAUGUAAUGAAUGUGGAAAAUCCUUCUGUGUGAAGUCAAACCUCAUUGUACAUCAAAGAACUCACACAGGGGAGAAACCCUAUAAGUGUAAUGAAUGUGGAAAAACCUUCUGUGAAAAAUCAGCUCUCACUAAACAUCAGAGGACUCACACAGGGGAGAAGCCAUAUGAGUGCAAUGCAUGUGGGAAGACCUUUAGUCAGAGGUCAGUGCUCACCAAACAUCAGAGAAUUCACACAAGGGUGAAAGCACUUUCAACAUCCUGAAUGUUAGAAGCCUUCAUACACCUGUGAAAUUUGUUACACAGUUUCAAAAAAGGAGAGUAGAGAAAGCCAAAGAAUGCCAGAAACUUGUAGAAAAUGACUUCUUGUCUGAAUAUAUGAAAGCUUUCAAGAAAAGCUAAAACUUUUCAUUGGAAAAUUUGUACUGAGGGGAAUCUUAUUCAUCUAAGUAAUAUGGUAAAAAUCUUUAUCUAGAAUUUGUGUUGUUUAGUGUUACAUUCCAGAUGUGAUACCAAAAUUUUAUUGUAAAUAUAAUGGACAAUAUUCAUUUAUAUCCAUAUUCACAGUAGAAUCUGAAGCUUAUAAAAGUUGAAUGACAGCAGCGUUAAACAUGUAUAUGAAGAGUCCCUGAUGUUUGUAGACCUUAUGUGAGUAUGCUAAUGUAAUAAAUUUGAGUAUGCUUGAUUUGUAUAUUGGAGCUCAACAUGACUGUGAGGAGGAAAUAUGUACCCUUAAUUGAGUAACUACUAUGGUAUGUGUUAAUAUUUUCUACACUAAAUACCACUGAUGUCUUUAUAGGUUGAUAUAUAUAUGUGUAUGUUUGUGUGUAUAUAUGUGUGUAUAUGUAAAUAUAUUUCUGGACACAUACUUAAAUAUAGUGAUGUGCUAGUAUAACCUCAUACUGACUUAAAAGUGCUGCUGAUUUUUAAAGUUUAAGGAAUUUUGUGAGCCAGUUAUUAAAAUCAGUCAUUAUUUAAAAUAUGUAAACUUACAGUUAAAUUGAAAACAAAGGUAAUAAAUACUUAGCAUUCA
Cebus imitator (Panamanian white-faced capuchin) is the source of this 2994-nucleotide messenger RNA. It is a transcript of the gene ZNF248, whose product is annotated as zinc finger protein 248. The transcript has 5 exons. Gene Ontology annotation, biological process: negative regulation of transcription by RNA polymerase II. Lineage: Eukaryota; Metazoa; Chordata; Mammalia; Primates; Cebidae. Bases 583 to 2226 code for a protein of 547 amino acids. The record is from RefSeq and is a predicted model, not a curated record. Gene Ontology annotation, molecular function: DNA-binding transcription repressor activity, RNA polymerase II-specific.